AUGAGCUGUCACAUAUGCACCUCUGCCCACUCCCGCCUGCCAUUCCUCUGUCCCACAUGUGCCCGCAGUCGUCUUUAUCAGCUGCGCCUAGAAAACACUCGGGUUCUUCUGGAAAAAGAGAGCCUGGGCCGACAGAUCGAGCGUGCGGUCUCCCAGGAGUUCCCUCAGAACCCACAAUCAGCGCCCGGUGAGGGGCUCAACGCAAAUGAUCACGAGAGCUCUCGGCGCUGGACCCUCCAGACGAUUGCCAGUCGCCAAGCUGCCUCAUCAUCCAGAAGAGAAAAUCUUGGUCAACAAAUUGAAGCCCUGAAAGAGGAAGUCAAGGCUAAGAAGGCUGACAUCUCUGAGCGCAAGGCGAACUUGUCCCGCAGGCGUUCCGAUGCUGAAUCCGCCCAGUACCAGCUCGAGGGGCGGGAAGCCGCGAUCUUGACUGGAGUUCAGAAUACCUCCAAACGAGCAGAACAUCUUUGGCACAAUCUCCAUAGCAAGACAGCCGAAGCGCGCAUCUUCCUUUGCCGGGAGGCGGCCCAUCUCUACGGUCUACGACAAAAAACCUCGAGGAAGAGCGAUGGUCGGCAAAGCUAUGUCCUGGGUGGCAUAGCGAUAGUCGAUCUGAAGGAUAUGAAUGGUCCCACACCAGCUCAAAUCUCUACAUCGCUAUCCAACAUCGCCCACCUCCUGGUCCUUGUCUCGCACUAUCUCUCCCUUAGACUCCCAGCGGAAAUCACCCUGCCUCACCGGAAUCAUCCUACCCCCACAAUAUAUUCCCCUGCCGCAUCAUACCAUUCGCGAGAGCCAUCCAACGGGUCUGAUACUCCCCACUCUUCGACAUUUGGUCCAACUGCGUCGAAAACAACAGAGCCACGCACCCAGCCACGACCCAGACCGCUCUUCAUUGACAAACCCCUUCCCCGGCUAGCCAAGGAAGAUCCUGGAACAUAUGCUCUCUUUCUAGAGGGUGCCACACUCCUCGCUUGGGAUGUAGCCUGGCUGUGCAGGACCCAAGGAAUUAACUUGACCUCUGACUCGUGGGAGGAAGUUUGCAACAUCGGGAAAGGCAUGUGGCAGCUGCUAGUUGCCCCCCUGCUCAAACAUCCACCUUGA
Molecule: messenger RNA, 1104 nt
Organism: Penicillium canariense
Lineage: Eukaryota; Fungi; Ascomycota; Eurotiomycetes; Eurotiales; Aspergillaceae
Product: Atg14 domain-containing protein
Exons: 2
Coding region: 1-1104 (367 amino acids)
Biological process (GO): SNARE complex assembly
Cellular component (GO): lytic vacuole; endosome
Molecular function (GO): SNARE binding
Source: RefSeq, a predicted model, not a curated record